Messenger RNA from Mya arenaria, 593 nucleotides. RefSeq lists its product as uncharacterized. The transcript is spliced from 2 exons. Bases 9 to 593 code for a protein of 194 amino acids. Lineage: Eukaryota; Metazoa; Mollusca; Bivalvia; Myida; Myidae. The record is from RefSeq and is a predicted model, not a curated record.
AUUUCAAAAUGGAUUGUGAUUCAGAAUGGCAGAAGAUGAUGUCACUGAGACUUUCUAGUAUAUUAGAUGACAUUGGAGUGACAAAGACCAUGAUCAGAAAAAGGAGGAGGACUUGGAUGACUAUUGGGAAAAUGCAGACUUUUUAUAACUGCUUCAUGCAAGAGACUGAAGUAGAACUAUCCUAUGUAGGAAGUCAGGUUGAAGGAACAACAACUAUUGGGUUAAACUCAGACAUAGAUGGAAAUGUAAGGUUUAAUACGCAUGUUGUGAUUGAAAGUGUAAGUGAGUUUUGUCCAAGUAAGAAAAACCUUUUAAUGAUUAAAAAUGAGAACAUAGCCCCGCAACACUGCUUGUUACAACGGCUAAGAACAGACGUAGCUCUUCCUGUUGAGAAUGCAGUUACUACCGGUGACGUUAAAGAUGAACAAGUGGCGAGUUUAAAUCUGCUGCAAAACUUUUGGCGGUUUGUGAAGCACUCAAGGACGGGAAUACUAGUAUGUCGCAAUUUCGCUAUUGCAGGAAACCUCCGGUCAUUGAUUAUAGUGAAGAGAUUUCAGCAAAAGCAGUUCAUACUUCUAACUUGGAAUUCCUAA